UGUUCACACGUUCCAUUUGUAAAAAUGCAGGCAGAAGAUGCCCUCGAUUCUGAAAGCAACUCGAGCAUCGAGUCCGAUGGUAGAUGGAAGUCGAAGAGCAGGACAGAAACGACGUUGAAGAGAGAGGAUUAUGACUACAUGGACGAUGAGGAUAUACUAGACGAUGAGUAUAGCAUUGGCGGGGACAUGAAUGAUAGAGAGUUAGCCCUUCACCAUCUUGAAGAUGACCAUUUACUUGAUCAAGACGACCAUUUACUUGAUCAUGACGACCAUUUGCUUGAUCACGAUGACAACGAUGCAGAAGAUACCAUUCCAAUUAGUCACAAACAUUCAUGUGAAACUCAAGAUUCCAAACAUCUAGAAGAUAGUUGGCGAUCAGAAGAAAGUCGUGAUGGCUCAGCCGAUGCAUCAUUGAGUUGUAACAUUUCUGAGGCACCAGAGAAAAGAGAUGUUGUGGAUGUCGAUGUAUCAGACAAAGACGUUGAGGAUUUGCUAGCAACCGAGAGUGGCGAUGACGACCAGGACGAGGAACAGUCUCAUUCAUCCAGAUUUAAACCAGAGCGUAACAUGACUUUAGUAAACAAAGGUAAAGCCAGAGGGCAUGAACAACUAGGAAAAGCGUGCAGUGGUGCUACUAGUGAUGCCAAAUCAACACAAAGUAAGCAACAACGUGUAAGUUCGAGACAUCAAAAAGGCCCAUCAGGGAAGAGACAGCAGAGAGUACAUAGUAGGGAUGACAACAACAGGUCUUACAUGCAUGGGCAUCAUCGAGGAACCAGAAACCAUCCGCCGCCUCCUUUUCCGUCUCAUCAUCCUGCUCGUCUAAGAUAUCCACAUCGAUUUGUGAGAUCACAUCCUCAUCCUCCUCUUCCUCCACAUUUACAUGCAUACAGACCGUGGCCGCCGUCUUCACCCUUGGGGUAUCCUCCACCCAUCAGACAGUCUGAUCAUUUUCUCUCCCGUUCCUCUCCGUACAGAGACAGAUCGUCAGAGUUACAACCGAGACAUUCGCCGCCGCCUCCUUUCAGACAUUCGCCGCCGCCUUCUUUCAGACAUUCGCCGCCACCAUUUGUAGAUUCUUCACAAUUUAGACGUUCUCCUCCACCACCCAGGCAUUCUUUCUACAGAGACAGAUCGCCGUCACCACGUCGAUACCAUUACCCUCCACCACCACCCCCACAACCGGCUCAUCGAACACUCGGACGUCCUCCUCCUCUUUUUGGUCCUUCCGAAUUGCCCGGUCAACGGAGAUCACCACCAUUUGACUACAGACGACCACACCCUGCCAACAGACGAUUGCACCUUGCCGACAGAGACCUCGCACCACCACCUCCUAUGCCUCCGAACACAUCGAGAUUGUAUUCGGAUUACGACAGUGCAUACGACCACUAUGAAGACAUUAUCACCGAUACUCCAAAUUCUAAUCAUAUGGAAAACCCAAAUGACCCAUAUUUAGACUACUUUGAUCCUCAAGGUGCAUGUGACGACAACGAACCCGUGUGUGACGACAACGAACCAACAGAUGAAGCUUACAUGCCUUUAGAAGUCAAGCCACAGGAACCGGUCAAUGUUUUGCCCAAGAGUACAUCACAGAUGUUACCAGGCCUACUGCCUUUGAUGUCUACGGAUGUGCCACCAUCUCAGAGUGUUUCUCACAGUCAACGUGUGCAACCACAUCAGUUGGAGAUUUCUCAGCCUGUGUCUACGUCUGAUUACUUUCAGCCUGUGUCUACGUCUGAUUACUCUCUGCCUGUGUCUCAACCAUUGUGUCAGUCUCGGUCUCAGAGUCAAGCUGUGGUGUCGCAGAGUACACAAGUGAAACAGGAAUUUAACUUUAAUCUUGCUGCAGCAAAGCAGAGAAUCGAGGCGAUGCAGUCGUCUGGAUUCUCGGUUGGAAAGGGCAAUCCAUUCUUGAAGCCACAACAGGCAGAACCAAAGACAGUUGCUGUAAAACCGGUUGUCAGACAACAAAUUCCGCUCUCACAACACCAGCACGAGGAGCAACAUCAGGAAGAACAACCUCAUCAACAACAACAACAACAACAACAGCAACAACAACAAGAGCAACAGCUGCAAAGACAACAACAACAACAACAGCAGCAGCAGCAGCAGCAGCAGUGGUGGCCAGAUCAACAGCAUCAACAACCACAGCAACGACAGCAAAAAACACACAAGAAACUACAGCUCAUCAAACCUCCAAUGAUUCCCAGCUUGCCGGAUCCACCUCCACGAUCUCAGCCGGCGGCAUCGGUCGCCGUUCCUGCUGAGCAGAUGAUUAGGCGCAAGUCGGCCGAUGAUGUGGAGAAACCUAGUACUAUGUCAGUGAAGAGAUUAGACAGACAGUGGUCUGUUGGUACUACACACAACAAACCACCUGUAGUAGGUCCCUUGCGGUCUCUUAUGGACAUAGAACUGCCAGGAAAGUUGCCUGCUCAAUCGAGUACGAGUGCAGCAAUGUCAUCUGCUCAAGGGGUUACGACAGUUGCGGUGGCUCAUAGGGCUCCUGGUGCCACAAUGGCAGAGAAAUCGAAAUCCACUUUAGUUGUUAGUGAACUGGCUUUGGGUACAUCACAUCAGCAGCUGAGGGCACUCUUUUCUGAAGUUGGCACUAUUAAGUCCUUGAAACUUAUCUCUCGGGAAAAUAAAGCUGUUGUUACAUUCACUGAUCCACGUGAUGCACUUGGCUGUCGUCGUAAAUAUCACAGGAGUGUCGUCGAUGGAGCUCACAUCAAUGUUUCAUUUGCCUGAUCUACAGUUGUGAGCCCUCAGUUGUUUGGGGAAAACCAAUGCGCUAACCACUGAAGAGGCACUGAGUGAGUUGUGCCACUCCAAGGGCAGUUAUUAAUAGACAGACUAACACAAUAUGGUAGCACUGUUUACACAUUGGUAGGUAACAGGCUUCUUCUUUCUGUAUAUUUUUUCCGAUUUUCUGGAAAGAGAAAUUUUAAUGGUUAGAAGCAGAAGAGAUUGAAAAGAGUAAUAUGAUAUCAGUAAUAACCA
Molecule: messenger RNA, 3000 nt
Organism: Corticium candelabrum
Lineage: Eukaryota; Metazoa; Porifera; Homoscleromorpha; Homosclerophorida; Plakinidae
Product: RNA-binding protein 33-like
Exons: 12
Coding region: 25-2748 (907 amino acids)
Molecular function (GO): RNA binding
Source: RefSeq, a predicted model, not a curated record